Messenger RNA from Gossypium raimondii (Peruvian cotton), 1373 nucleotides. RefSeq names its product probable pectinesterase 68. Gene Ontology annotation, molecular function: pectinesterase activity. The transcript has 5 exons. NCBI's taxonomy places the organism in Eukaryota, Viridiplantae, Streptophyta, Magnoliopsida, Malvales, Malvaceae. The coding region runs from base 125 to 1210 and encodes 361 amino acids. The record is from RefSeq and is a predicted model, not a curated record. Gene Ontology annotation, biological process: cell wall modification.
AGCUCAAAAUCAUCAACCCCAUAAAAAUCCCACAUUCAAACAUUCUUUACAUUCGUAUCACUCUGUCUCUCUCACUGUCUCUCGUUUCAUCAUUUCUAUUCUCUGACUACCUAAUUCUAUUUUAAUGGAGUCUUGUAGUUUUUUGUUAUUCUACUUCUGUUUUGUCUUCGUUUUAGCUUCUUUUUUCUGUCCUGCGCCGUCAUUAUCCGUAGCAACAAGGCCGGUCGUCAAUCAAACUGCUUGUACUACUAAUUCCACAAGGCACCGCCAUAAGUGGAUCGGACCCAUCGGUCACCGGCUGAUUACCGUCGACAUUAACGGGUUGGGUCAUUUCCGGUCAGUACAAGAUGCCGUUGAUGCAGUCCCGGAAAAUAAUAGAAAGAAUGUUCUAAUUCGAAUCAGCGCUGGAUAUUACAUAGAGAAAGUGGUGGUGCCAGCAACAAAGCCAUACAUUAUGAUGCAGGGAGCAGGGAGGGAGGUGACGUUCAUCGAAUGGCAUGAUCGAGCAAGUGAUCUUGGAUCCAACGGCCAACAGUUGCGUACUUAUCAAACUGCUUCUGUCACUGUGUAUGCUAAUUAUUUCUCUGCUAGAAAUAUCAGCUUCAAGAAUACAGCACCGGCACCGAUGCCGGGAAUGCAAGGAUGGCAAGCAGUGGCGUUGCGGAUAUCGGGCGACAAGGCGUAUUUCUCAGGCUGUGGAUUCUACGGUGCACAAGACACUCUUUGUGAUGAUGCUGGUCGUCAUUACUUCAAGGAAUGUUACAUCGAGGGAUCAAUUGAUUUCAUCUUUGGAAAUGGCCGGUCCAUGUACAAAGACUGUGAGCUGCAUUCCAUAGCCACGAGAUUCGGAUCCAUUGCAGCCCACGACCGAAACUCACCCGACGAGAAGACAGGCUUUGCUUUCGUGAAUUGCAACGUGACGGGUACUGGUCCACUUUAUGUGGGUCGAGCCAUGGGUCAAUACUCCAGGAUUGUCUACGCUUACACUUACUUUGAUGACCUGGUUGCUCAUGGUGGGUGGGACGACUGGGACCAUGUCAGCAACAAAAAUAAGACUGCGUUUUUUGGGGUUUAUAAGUGCUGGGGUCCCGGAGCUGCGGCGGUGCGUGGAGUAUCAUGGGCCAGGGAACUAAAGUUCGAUGAGGCGCAUCCCUUUCUAGCCAAAAGUUUUGUCAAUGGUAGACACUGGAUUGCACCGUGGGAUGCUUAAGUCCAACUCAAAAACAACAUACAACCUAUUCUAUACACUAUGUUCCAUUUCCUUUCGCAUAAUUAAUUCACUGAUUCAAUUCAAUUUUUCUUCGCAUAUUGUAAUUGACACAGUUCUUUCAUUCAUUUGUUUCUUCAAGAUAUAAUACAUCUUUUUUUACAAA